Messenger RNA from Micromonas commoda, 791 nucleotides. RefSeq names its product fanciful K+ uptake-b family transporter. The transcript has 2 exons. The coding region runs from base 164 to 649 and encodes 161 amino acids. Lineage: Eukaryota; Viridiplantae; Chlorophyta; Mamiellophyceae; Mamiellales; Mamiellaceae. The record is from RefSeq and is a predicted model, not a curated record. Gene Ontology annotation, cellular component: membrane.
CACGCCGUCGUCCGAGACAAUGGCCGCCAUCGUCGCGAACAUCGCGAGGCCCGCGGGGGCGAAGGCGCUGACCGGCUUCCGUCCGGCCGGCGCCUCCCGCGUCCGCGCCCGCGCGCCCCUCCGCGUCUCCGCAUCCUCCGCGGUGGCGCCCCGCCUCGCGCCGAUGGGCGACUCCCUCGCGGUCGCAGCCGCCGUCGCCGGCGUCAACGCCGCCUCCCGCGGCCUCGGCGCGAAGCCCUCCGUGGGCGCCAAGCUCGGGGACUGGUUCAGGACCCAGCAGGAGGCCGGCAAGGACCUCGUCGCGAAGAUCGACUUCCAGGACGCCACCGUCAUCGCGGUGAUUGGAGCCGUGAUGUCCUACAAGGAGAAGAAGAUGGUGGCGCUCAUCACCCAGGCGGUCGGCUCCUUCAUCAAGCUCUACCUGCUCAUGCUCUUCGUCCGCGUGCUCCUCACGUGGUUCCCCAACGUCGACUGGAUGAGGCAGCCGUGGGCGAUCCUGAGGCAGGUCACCGACCCGUACCUCAACCUCUUCCGCAACCUCAUCCCGCCCAUCAUGGGGCAGAUCGACUUCACCCCGAUUCUCGGUUUCAUGGUGCUCCAGUUCCUCGCCAAGGUGCUCUCCUCGGAUCCGUCCGUGGGCAGGUUCUGACGAGACGAACGCGCUGAGUGUGGAGACGAGGAGCGGGUCGUCGUCGCGCGCGAGGCGCGGUCGGUCGGCUGGUCGACCGCGCGGGUUGUGGGGGUGUGUUUUGUCGGGCGGGACGUUGAUGUGUUAUAUGAGUACGUCGUCG